Messenger RNA from Trifolium pratense (red clover), 1269 nucleotides. RefSeq lists its product as uncharacterized. Lineage: Eukaryota; Viridiplantae; Streptophyta; Magnoliopsida; Fabales; Fabaceae. The transcript is spliced from 4 exons. The record is from RefSeq and is a predicted model, not a curated record. The coding region runs from base 1 to 1269 and encodes 422 amino acids.
AUGGAUAGAGAAAUGGUUGUUGACAAUGGGGAUAGUGUGAACAAUGAUGAUUUGAUCAAUGACAUUAAUCAAGUGAAGUCACAGCUAAAACAAAUUACUAAUGUGAAGAUGGGUUAUGAAAUCCAACUGCUGAAUGUUUUGAUGGAAGACAUAGAUAAGAGGCAGCGUAUAUGCGUUGUAGUUUUGUUGUGUCAUAUUGUCCAUGCAUUGCAUUUGUUGGAAAUGAUAUUGCCAAGGCAUGCUCGUAAUCUUACUAUUCGUGAUCAUUAUGAGAAGGAGCGUAGACGUGUUCAAUUAAUGACACAUUUAGUACAAACUGAAAGAUGUCGAGACAUCAUCCGCAUGAGCCCUGCAGCAUUUAUGAAAUUAUGUGAAAAAUUGAGGUCCACUGGUAUAGUAAAGGAUUCCACAAAAGCAACUAUUGAGGAGCAAGUUGCUAAGUUCUUGCACAUUGUUGGACAUAAUGUUAAAAAUCGAACAGUGUCUUUCUUUUUUCAUCGUUCGGGAGAAACAGUAAGUCGUCAUUUCCACAAUGUGUUAUGGGCUAUAAUAUCUUUAGUAGAUGAGUUCAUUGUUCAGCCCACUGGUGCAGAAGUACCUCCAGAAAUACUUCACAAUCCUAGAUUCUUCCCUUUUUUUAAGGUGAUGGCGACAUUGUCAGUUCCGCCAUUGGGGUGGACCUGCAACGCGUCAGUUUUUGUCUCAAAAGAGGGCUUCGAUAUGAAAUUCACAUAUGUGUUAAGUGGUUGGGAAGGAACAGCAUCCGACUCUAGAAUUUUAAAAGAUGCUUUGUCUAGAGAAGAUUCAUUACUAAUUCCUGAAGGGAAAUAUUACCUUGGGGAUGCAGGAUUUCCCUUAAAGGGAGGGAUACUUACACCAUAUAGAGGUGUUCGUUACCAUCUGAAGGAGUACUCAGCUAGAGGUCCCCAAAAUCACAAAGAAUUAUUCAAUCUUCGACACUCAUCACUUCGAAAUGUCAUCGAGAGGACAUUUGAUGUACUUAAGAAGAGAUUUCCAAUUAUAGGUGGUGGUAAUGAGCCAUAUUAUUCGUUUCCCGUCAUGACAGAUAUUUUCAUCGCGUGUUGCAUACUGCAUAACUACUUGAUGGGAGUUGAUAUUGACAACCAAAUCAUAGCUGAAGUUGAUCAAGAAUUGCAACAACGUGGCAUAGAUCGAAGUUCCACGAAUCAAUGUGACGAAGAUUAUAGACAAGGAGCAAAUAUAAGAGAGAAUGUUUCGACUGGAAUGUGGAAUGAAUACCCACUAUAA